Periconia digitata is the source of this 3348-nucleotide messenger RNA. NCBI's taxonomy places the organism in Eukaryota, Fungi, Ascomycota, Dothideomycetes, Pleosporales, Periconiaceae. The record is from the annotation of a GenBank genome assembly.
CAUCUUGCCGACCAGCACAACCCGGCCAUCCUCUUCCUGUAUGGUUGCAUCUGCGCAACAUUCUCGCUUGCCGAUCUAGUCUCCCGUGCCGAAUUCUUCAACGUCCAAAACACAUCAAGUCGCCUUCUACCUUGCUGUGUUUUGAACCAUCAUGUAUGUCCGCAUCCAAUGGACCUGCCCCCGCUUCCUCUGCUUGUCUUGCGCAAGACACCCUCAUCCACGAGUCUUGCCUCCAAAGACGAACCCACUGACUCGUCUCGCUUCUCUAGGAAAUUCGGCAAGCACAUACAAAAGCGGCAACUGGAUAUUCCAGAAUAUGCCGCCAGCUUCGUCGACUACAAGGCUCUCAAAAAGCUCAUCAAAAGGCUGAGUAGCACACCCAUCAUACCCGCUCAGGCCGAACAUGGCCAUGACCUCGAGGUGCUGGACCCGCAGACGUCACUGCAGGCGAACAAGGCCACUUUUUUCUUCCGCGUAGAACGAGAGCUGGAGAAAGUCAACACCUUUUACUUACAGAAAGAGGCCGAGUUGCGAUUAAGGUUAAGUACCCUUCUCGACAAGAAGAAGGUCAUGCAGCAACAUCCGCAGUCGGUUUCCAAAGCUUCGUCGCGAUAUAUUGCCCUGGAGGAGGGUCUAAAACAGUUUAGCAUAGAUCUCAACAAGCUGGAGCAAUUCGUCGAGGUUAAUGCAACCGCAUUCUCCAAGAUUCUCAAAAAGUGGGACAAGACGUCAAAGUCACGAGAAAAGCAGCUCUAUCUUUCGCGAGCCGUCGAGGUUCAGCCUUGUUUCAAUCGCGAUGUAAUCAGCACCUUGUCGGAUCAGGCAACCCAGGCACUCUUUGAUUUCUCUGGAUGGGCUGAAGGUGAAGGAAUGCAAGUUCCACAGGAACUCGCGCAGUCGAGACCAGCAGAGCCAUCCAUUGAAGCAAAUCUCGUCCUCGAUAACCAGAUUGUGCAAGCUAUCAACACUGCCAACACAGUUCAGAUUGAGGAGUGCUUAGCUAGGUUGUCUGGGCUUCCGGAUGCCCAUGAACGCAUUACAAGGGCGUUUCUGAGCACUGUGGAAUUGGCUCCCAACUCGGCUCUAACCCUCGUGUUAAACACGAAUCAGGUCAAUCUUCACCAAGAGGACGAGAUCAACGAGCGCAAUUGCCUACACAAAGCCGCUAUUCGCGGGAGACUAGAGGUGCUACAGGUGGGCCUGGCUGGCAAGGUCGAUGUGCACGCUGCAGAUGUCUACGGGCGGAUACCGUUACAUUAUGCUGCCAUGCAUGGGCGCCUGGAGCUACUUGAAGAGUUGGUUCGAGUUGCCCCCGACACUAUCAACUUCCGAGACCAAGACAGUUUUACACCACUCAUUCAUGCCAUUGUGCAUUCCCAGCUUCCCUGCGUCCAGGUUCUGCUCUCAAAAGGAGCGCAUAUAACCCGUAUGGGGCCUGCAGAACAUAUACCCCUCAAUCUUGCUUGUCAGUAUGCAUCGUUGGAGAUUGUGGAACUUCUGCUCCAGGUCAACACGGAAAUGCUACCUGAUGCCGAAGGCUUAUACCCUCAGCACCUGGUGGCACGAUCCGGGAAGUCGCCGCAAAUGCUCCUUCUGCUUCAGAGAUACGGUGCAGACCUCAACCAUCCCGAUAAGCUCUAUCUUUGGACCCCGUUAUUCCACGCUGCCAGUGAGGGUCACGUGGAAUGUCUCAAGACGUUGCUUCAAUGCCAGGUCGAUGUCGAUGUGGUCGACGAAAAGGCUCUAUCUGCGUUAUACUACGCGACAUGGGAGGGCCACUUGGAAUGUAUGAGGCUACUAGCAUCGGUCGGACGUGGGGUUGGCUUAUCUAUACAACGGCAACUUUCUCCCCAGAUCACCACACAAACAGCAUCUGGAACAGCACCUGGGCCGAUGGACACAGGAGGGGAUGCAGAAGGUAUUCCGGAGUUCAUUCUACCCCCACCCAUCAUCCCCUUCCGAAGAUAUGGUCACAACUUCUUGGAUACGAAAACGUUCGUCGUCAUUAGCUUUGAGAGGUUUGGCAAGGAAGCUAUUCAAUUCUACGACAGUCAAAAGUACCCCGCGGCCAGGCUUACAAUCUCUUCGAAAAGUUCUGAUCUUAUUCCGAGAAACAUGCUGCUCCCUAUCCAAGAUGAAUUCAAAGUCAUCUCAUUCCAGAUUGAGAAUAUCGAUAAUUUCUCAAUUGACUUCGAUGUAUACCCAACGAUUGGUUCAAAGGUUAUUGCACGCGGUGUUGCAUCUUCACGAGUUUUCACAACCCCGGGUAGGAGUUCAGGGCAAUGGCAUUUGGAGCUUUUCGACCCAAGGCUGCGCGCUAUCGGCCGGGUAACGUUCGAUUUCCAGGUUGUCAAACCGUUCCACGGCAUUCCACUAGAGAUUACCCAUUUCGCCACCUACUGGAAAGCAACCAGCCAGUUGGAUUCUCAGCCUCACACUCUGAUCACAGGAUCAAGUCUAUCCGGCGAAUACGUUCGAUUGUUUGUCCAGCUAACGGCUGACGGGGUGCCCGUUUUAUACCCGCAAUGGAAAAUCAGCCAUGAGGGUUUGGACGUUCCGGUCAACAUUCUAACGUACGCCCAAUUUACAGCAAUUGGAAAUGGGCUCAACGCUGGAGCUGCAACUCAGCUCAGUGCUCUUUCAAAUGCCAGCCUAGACGAUAUAGCAACGAUAUUUCAGACGCUGGCAUCAUCGUUUACAACCCUCAAAGAGGCGCUUGCUCUUCUCCCGGCGUUUAUCCAUGUCGAGCUGCAUGUUCUCUUCCCAUCACUUGCAGACGCAGACCGCCUAAAGCUCGGCUCAACUCAAGACAUGAAUGACACGGCUGAUAAGAUUCUUGAAGUGGUGUUCGAGCACGCACGAGCGCUGCGCGAACAAGGUGCUGGAGAAAUCGAUGGAACCUUACGGAGCGUGGUUUUCAGUUCCUUCAAUCAGGAUAUUUGCACAGUGAUCAACUGGAAACAACCAAACUAUCCUAUUCUCCUUUGCAACGAGCUUGGCGCCGAUGAUUAUGCUUCGCCAUCACCAUCGGGCGUGAUUGCUAAUAGCGGUCGCACGACGCUAUCGGUUAAGGAAGCUGUACAGAUUGCCCGGGAUAAUAACUUUAUGGGGCUUAUCUGUAGCUCCCGCCUCCUGAAUCUUGCACCCGCGCUCAUCGAGUCUAUCAAAACGGCAGGUCUCGUUCUCAUCACUGACGUCACCGAUAGUUCUCCAUCGGUCCAGAACGGUGUUCAACAGCCAAGUAGCCUCGGGGUUGCUCGACCGAGGGGCGAAUCGAUACCUAACGGUGUGGACGGAAUCUUGAAGGGCAAUGGCAUCCUAAGAUUCAGUGAUAGUAUUGACAUGUAA